Messenger RNA from Sorex araneus (European shrew), 4265 nucleotides. It is a transcript of the gene ABCB10, whose product is annotated as ATP binding cassette subfamily B member 10. Gene Ontology annotation, molecular function: ATP hydrolysis activity; ATP binding; ABC-type oligopeptide transporter activity. The record is from RefSeq and is a predicted model, not a curated record. Gene Ontology annotation, biological process: transmembrane transport. NCBI's taxonomy places the organism in Eukaryota, Metazoa, Chordata, Mammalia, Eulipotyphla, Soricidae. Gene Ontology annotation, cellular component: membrane. The coding region runs from base 199 to 2373 and encodes 724 amino acids. The transcript has 13 exons.
CGCCCUCGGGGGCGGGCUCGGCCCGGGGGCAGCGCGCUGGGGACGCAGGCCCGAUGAGGCGCGCGACGGCGGGUGACAGCGGGCGGGGCGGCGGGCGGCGCCGCGUCCACGCCCUCCGCUCGGUGGGGCCGGGAGGGUCCUCCCCCGGCGCGGUGCUCGCGGGGCUCGGCGGGCGAGGCAGCGCUCGGACGCGGCGCCAUGCACGCGCCCCCAGCCUGGCCGCUGUGGCUGCUGCUGCGCCGGCCGCCGGCCUGUCGCGUUCGGGGCCCGCGGCCGGUGCCGACUGACCCGGGGCCGGCGCGACCUUGGGCCGCGGGGCCGUGGCUCCUCGGGGGCGCGGGAGCCGCGCGGAGCCCGCGCCGCUGGGCGAGCAGCGGGCAGCAUGCGGGCGCGGGGGGCCGCGGCGGCGGCGGCGGCGGAGCGGGCCUCGCGCGGCUGCUGUGGCCCGGGGCGCGACCCCCCGGCGCUCUCCUGGCGCCGCGCACGGGGGUCCCGGCUGGUCCAGCAGCGGUCACUGCCCGGGCCGGGAACGAGGCCUGGCGCCGCGGACCGACGUUGCCCUCGGCAUCAGCGCCUGCCCCGAACGAUUCCGGGCUGCGCCCCGCCGGGGCCGGGCGCUCGGAAGCCCAGAAACUCUUGAGGCUGGCGUACCCCGAGCGUUGGAGACUGACAGCUGCAGUUGGGUUUCUAGCCAUGUCCAGUGUGAUCACCAUGUCUGCUCCCUUCUUUCUGGGGAAGAUAAUUGACGUCAUUUAUACCAACCCCACUGUGGAAUACAGCAGCAGCUUGACCCAGUUCUGCCUGGCACUCAGUGGUGUGUUUCUCUGCGGUGCUGCUGCGAAUGGUGUUCGUGUCUACCUCAUGCAAACUUCAGGUCAGCGCAUUGUGAAUAGAUUGAGGGCUUCUCUGUUCUCCUCCAUUCUGAGGCAGGAGGUCGCUUUCUUUGACAAGACGCGCACAGGAGAAUUGAUUAACCGCCUCUCAUCAGACACUGCUCUGCUGGGGCGCUCAGUGACAGAAAACCUUUCCGAUGGGCUCAGGGCUGGGGCCCAGGCUUCUGUUGGCAUUAGCAUGAUGUUCUUUGUCUCACCUACUCUGGCCACUUUUGUUUUGAGUGUGGUGCCCCCAAUAUCUAUCCUUGCUGUGAUUUAUGGACGAUACCUACGGAAAAUGACAAAAAUCACUCAGGAUUCCCUGGCACAAGCCACUCAGCUAGCUGAGGAACGAAUUGGAAAUAUAAGGACUGUUCGAGCUUUUGGUAAGGAAAUGACUGAAAUAAAGAAAUACACCAGCAAAGUGGACUAUGUGAUGCAAUUAGCAAGGAAAGAGUCAUUUGCUCGGGCUGGCUUCUUCGGAGCAACGGGGCUCUCUGGGAACCUGAUUGUGCUUUCUGUCCUGUACAAAGGAGGGUUGCUGAUGGGCAGUGCCCACAUGACAGUGGGUGAACUCUCUUCAUUCCUCAUGUAUGCUUUCUGGGUUGGAGUAAGCAUUGGAGGUCUGAGCUCUUUCUACUCGGAGUUGAUGAAAGGACUGGGUGCUGGGAGCCGCCUCUGGGAGCUCCUUGAGAGAGAGCCAAAGCUUCCCUUUAAUGAUGGAGUUAUUUUAAGUGAGAAGAACUUCCAAGGUGGUUUGGAGUUUAAGAAUGUACACUUCACCUAUCCAGCUCGUCCAGAGGUGCCAAUAUUCCAGGAUUUCAGCCUUUCUAUUCCAUCAGGAUCAGUCACAGCACUGGUUGGCCCCAGUGGUUCUGGAAAAUCCACAGUGGUUUCCCUCCUGCUGAGGCUGUAUGAUCCUCUGUCCGGAACUAUCUGUCUUGAUGGGCAUGAUAUCCGAGAGCUAAAUCCAGUCUGGCUGAGAUCCAAGAUUGGGACAGUGAGUCAGGAACCAGUUUUGUUUUCGUGCUCAAUUGCUGAGAACAUUGCUUAUGGUGCCGAUGAUCCUUCCUUGGUGACUGACAAGCAGAUCGAAGAAGUGGCUGAUAUUGCCAAUGCCGCUGAUUUCAUCCGAAAUUUUCCUCAAGGAUUCAACACUGUGGUUGGAGAAAAGGGCAUUCUCCUUUCAGGUGGGCAGAAACAGCGGAUUGCAAUUGCUCGUGCUCUGCUUAAGAAUCCCAAGAUUCUUCUCCUAGAUGAAGCAACCAGUGCACUAGAUGCCGAGAAUGAGCACCUUGUACAAGAAGCUCUAGAUCGACUCAUGGAAGGAAGAACAGUGUUAAUUAUUGCUCAUCGGCUGUCUACCAUUAAGAAUGCUAAUAUUGUAGCUGUUCUCGACCAAGGCAGAAUUACUGAAUGUGGGAAACAUGAAGAACUUCUUUCAAGACCAAAUGGAAUAUAUAGAAAAUUAAUGAACAAACAGAGGUUUACUUUAGCAUAAAGAAGUUAGAGGGGCUGGAGAGAUAGUAUAGCAGGUAGGACACUUACCUUGCCUUUGGCUGACCCUAUUUCAAUCCCUGGCAUCCUACAUGGUCUGUCAAGCCUGCCAGGAAUGAUCCCUGAGCACAGAGCCAGGAAUAAUCCCUGAGCAUCUCCAGGUGUGGCCCACAAACAAACAAAACACACACAAAAAGGAAUUAUAAGUAAAUUGAAUACAAGAGGCAUUGAUACAAAUCAGCAUUGCAGCCAAGGAGGAGGAAGGGAGACUUAGAGACAUAUAUAAAAUCUAUAAAUCAUACUUCAAGUAUUGAAUAUGCCUAUUUUUUUUCAAAGUGUAUAAAAUAUUGUUUUGAGAUGUACUUGUCCUGAAGCAUUUUUUAUUCAGAGUUUUAAUAAUUGUAACUUUUUAAACAUCUAGAGUGCUGAAGUUAUUUUCAGGUUUAUUUUUUCUUGAAAUAUUUUAAUAUAGCAGGGCACCUCAUUUUCUUUUACCUGCUGUGUAAAUAAAAACUAUUACCAAAUGACAACUUUUAAAAGGGAAUUAUAAAUUAAAAGCCUACUUAUUUUAGGCUAGUUUUCCAGUAACUGUAUCUAACCCUAUUUUAUUCUAAUAAUCUUAUGAUGUGAAACUGACUAAUUUACAUACAGAAGCAUGCUGUAUUCUGAUGACUUUUUAAGGGGGAAAAAAAGCCCCAACCUUUGAAUUGGGGAAACUUAUAUUUUUAUUAUUCAUUUAUUUCUUUUUAUGAGGACUUUGAUGUGAACCAUGAACUGACAGCUAUAACCAAGAAAGAUAUAAAAACAAGUUUUACAUUUACAUUGUAUAAAGAUAGUGUAUUUUGAAAAUUUUAGUUAAAGUAUAUAAUUUCUUGCCAAAUUUUAUGACUUUUUAUCAGCUACUUAAAUAAUUUUGGAGUUUUAUUCAGUAAAACUAAAAUCAGAAAUAUAAGUUGAUGGUUAUAGGUUUAUUUACCUAAAUAUUACAAAAAUUUUAAAAGAACUGGGACUGGAGAGAGAGUACAGCUGGUAGGGUGCUUGUCUUGAAUGUGGCCCACCUGGGUUCAAUCGCCAACAUCACAUAUGGUCCCUGUACACUGCUAGAAGCAAUUCCUGAGUGCAGAGCCAGGAGUAACCCCUGAGCAUUGCUUGGGUGUGCCUCCAAAAAAAUAUUUUUUAACACUAGAUUUGCUAUAUUCAUACUGAUGCUGUUAAUUUGCUGUUAACCAAGAAAAUGUCCUUUAAAAUUUCAUUUGUUUGGUCUUUUGGGGACCACAAAACUGGUGGUGCUCAAGAUUUAAUCCUGUUUCUAUGCUCAGUAAUGAAUCCUGGUGGGGUUAAGGGGACCAUACAGGGUGACAGGAAUUGAACCUGGUGGGGCAGGCUCUCUAGUACUAUUGCUCUGACCUGAAAAUGUGCUUUUCUAUAAUGAUGAUGACAGAAUCUAAGAAAUACUUUGUUGAUGUGAUUGAAAGUUCUCUGAUGCAUUGGUUCCCUGAUUAUAUUGAAAGAAGAACCCAUUAUUUUAUGAUAAAUCUGAAGUAUUAUAUACUACUUGUUGUAAGGGAUACAUAAAUACAUAAAUAUGUAUUUAUUCAUAUAAAUGAAUAAAAUUGAUUCAUUGAAUAAAAUUAGUAUUCUUUGAAUUAGUGAAUAGUAUUAAUCAGUGACAGGCAUCUUUAGAAGCUUUAUCUGUAUUCUCUAUGUGGUUUGCUAUUUUGGUGUUUCUCAAAAAGCAUACAAAACUAUUUUAGGGUUUUAUCUGAGAGAAAUUUCUUUGUGCCAUAAAAAUAUUUACAAAAGAAUUAGAUUAUUAUAUUUGGUUUUCUAAUACAGUGUGCUCAAUUGUGUCUUCAAUGUUUUUAUAUCAUGGAUUAAAUGUUUAGUGAACUCUGA